AUGUUCCCCGGGCGACCACGAGAAUUCUCAACUUCUCCACCUGCUGCUAUUUUCCCCACCUCCGCGGACCGACCAAUGAACCCCAACAACGACAAGAGGGCCGUGGCAGAAGUCUUUAGUCCAGAACAUAGGCUACAGACCUUUGGAAAUGGAAUCGACAUCCCGCCUUCGUCUAUACGGGGCGGCUUGAAGGAGACCGCCGUGAGCGUUGUCCAAGAAAAGCUCGGAUUAAAGGAAGGCGAGGUCAUCUACACGAGCGGCUAUUCCUCCGAUGUAGCCGACUAUGCGUAUCUCGCUCAAGCUCAUGACAAUAUCCUCUUCAUCAAUGCCGUCGCUAACUUGGCCAUGAAAGAUGGCAAACUCGUGACCUUUGGAUCUUCCUUCGUCAAGACGGCGUCUUCUCAUCCGACUAUUCCAGUCGAGACUGCUGUCAGCGCUGCGGAGAGGAUGACGAGGGCAUCGUACAACGGGAGCCCUACGAAAAUCGAGUACUUGGCACUGUCCAAUGGGACGGUCGCUCUCGUUCACGUCAUCCAGGUUCAGAAUGAUGAAGCGGGCGUGUGGUUGGAAGUCCACGUCGAUGCGCACACUGGAGAGGUCCAUUCUGCAGUUGAUUUUGUGGCGUAG
This is a messenger RNA of Cyclocybe aegerita, 627 nucleotides long. The record is from the annotation of a GenBank genome assembly. Lineage: Eukaryota; Fungi; Basidiomycota; Agaricomycetes; Agaricales; Hemipholiotaceae.